GGGUGGUUUUCAGAGGGUUUUUGUUUUUCAUCCUCAUCUCUCAACUCAUAUUCAUCAUCUUUCAAGAAUUUCUAGAUAGAGAAAGUGAACCAAGAGAGAGAAAAUCAAGAAGAGGUUGCGUCUCAAACAAAUCAAACAACAUUGGUCCUUAAUGGGGUUAUCAAGGAAGGGGAAACAAAUCAUGGGUUUUGCUUGAUCGAUCACGACUUUGUGAUUCGGGCUUUUGGGCUUUCGAUUAUCCAAUCUAACAUUUCUUAGCACGGAGGAAAUUUCCAUCAGGAAAUCGGGAUCUUGAAGAAAUUGUUUGGUGAAUUCUUGGGAAAAUCGCGGGUUUAUUAGAGACUUUUAAGAAGAUCAAAAGAAGAUGGUGUGAAGUGAUUGAUAAGUUUCUUGAUACCAAGAUAUGGUGUUGCAGAAAAGGUUAGAAUAUGGAUUCAAUGGUUAUCAGGUGCCUCCAACCCCUCGGGCUCCAAGAUCAGCCAGGAAAAGGGUGAAGAAGAAUGAGGAUCAUAAUCAAAUGUACGCUUUCGACUUGCUGGCCACCAUUGCUGGCAAGUUAUUACUGGAGGGUAAUAAUUCUGCUGAUAAUAAGUUAAGUCGAGAAGAAACCGUCAAGGAGACUACAGUUAAGACGGAAGAAGACUCUUCAAAAGCAAAUGAUUGUGAUCAGGAAAGCUGCAAUAAAAGCUUCUUUGUGUCGGAGAUUAUCCCAAAAGCUUUGGUUACUGAUACUUGUUCUGGACCUGCUUCUGGUAUUACGGUUUCUGAUUGUUCAGAUAAGGUUCCAUCUGCUUCAAGAUCUUUAAAUGGUGAAAAUGUUGGUUGUAAAAUAGAGGAUAUAAACGAUAAACAGAUGACAUAUGAGGCACCCAACAAUGGGAAACCUCCGGUUGUCAAUAAUUUAGAUAGUAAUGUAAAUUUAGUUGUUAGAGAUGAUGACGAAAACUCUUCCUGGUGCACUCAGCCCCAGGCCUUAAAUAACAAGACCUUUAGGCCACCAUCACGUAUUGGUGACCGAAGAAUUAGGAGGUUAUUGGCAUCCAAACAGUGGAAAGUCGCUCCAAAACUUAACAAUGGCGUGCAUUUCAACACUGAUGCAGACUUGAAGCCUGUGUCGUAUCAUAGCAAGAAAACUUGCUAUAAGCAUCAAAGAUCUUUAAGGGAUUAUCCGUUCAAAAAGCGAAGACUGUACCAGUUAGAGAAUCCUUCCAAUUCCGAUAACAGAUCUGGUUCACCUAGAAAAGGCUCUAUUGAAGAUGAUUCCAGUUUGGGUGCCGCCGAAGAUCCUGCCUUUCAAGCUCAGGAUUCACAUGGUAACGGAAAGCCUUUUGAUGGUGUUAUUAAUAUCUACUCUUCUAUAUCGAAACUGAUAGAUGUUUUUGUUUUUAAUUCAGUGAAGCUCAAGAUCAAGUCUUUCAGGGUACCCGAGCUUUUCAUUGAAAUACCAGAAACAGCAACUGUUAGUUCUCUAAAGAGGACUGUUAUGGAGGCUGUGACUGCUAUAUUUAGUGGUGAGCUACAUGUAGGUGUGAUGCUUCAGGGGAAGAGAAUUAGAGAUGAUAACAAAACGCUGCUGCAGACUGGUAUAUGCCAUGAUAACAAACUAGAUGCUCUUGGUUUCACCUUGGAGCCUAACCAAUUGCAAGUUCCGCCAUCUCAAUGCCCUGAAGAUCGGUCUGUGGUACCACCACCGGCCACACCUAAGCCAUUAACAAGGUAUUCACCACCUCAAAGUGUAGCUAAUCAAGUAGUAAUCCAGCAGGAGAUGACAAAUUCUGGGAAGAUAACUGAAAGUGAUGAUGACAAUAGAAGUGGUUGUGAUUCAAGGGCAUUAGUAACAGUUCCAGCCAUCAUCGACAACCCUGUAAGUAAAUCAAAACAAGCGGAGGUUGCACAACGCAGGAUUCGUCGUCCUUUCUCUGUUUCCGAAGUGGAAGCGCUGGUUGAAGCCGUUGAGAAGCUUGGAACAGGAAGAUGGCGUGAUGUUAAAUUACGAGCUUUUGAUGAUGCAAAGCAUCGAACGUACGUGGAUUUGAAGGAUAAGUGGAAAACCCUGGUGCACACGGCGAGAAUAUCACCGCAGCAAAGGAGAGGUGAGCCAGUGCCUCAGGAGCUCCUUGACCGGGUGUUGGAAGCCCAUGCUUACUGGUCCAACAACCAGUUCAAAACACAAACUUGCCGACUUGUCUAAGUGUGGAUGGAUUUCGCAGUAGAAGUUGUAGUUAGGUGGGUUGUAAUUCUGAGUUUUUGGUUUUGUGGGUGUAUAAAAGUGACAAAAACAAAGUGUUUUUUUCUUGUAAAAAUUGGUCAAUAAUGAUUCAUUUAAGAUAGCAGCAGCACAUUCUUUA
Cynara cardunculus var. scolymus (artichoke) is the source of this 2348-nucleotide messenger RNA. Its product is annotated as telomere repeat-binding protein 5. NCBI's taxonomy places the organism in Eukaryota, Viridiplantae, Streptophyta, Magnoliopsida, Asterales, Asteraceae. The record is from RefSeq and is a predicted model, not a curated record. The coding region runs from base 404 to 2191 and encodes 595 amino acids. Gene Ontology annotation, molecular function: protein binding. The transcript is spliced from 7 exons.